Molecule: messenger RNA, 714 nt
Organism: Aspergillus affinis
Lineage: Eukaryota; Fungi; Ascomycota; Eurotiomycetes; Eurotiales; Aspergillaceae
Product: GNAT family N-acetyltransferase
Exons: 1
Coding region: 1-714 (237 amino acids)
Molecular function (GO): acyltransferase activity, transferring groups other than amino-acyl groups
Source: RefSeq, a predicted model, not a curated record
AUGACUACCUUACAACCCUAUUCCUUCGAACCUUUCGCCAUCCAAACACCCAGACUCAUAAUAAUCCCCACCCCAAUCGCCAUCUCCUCGAAAUCAUACAGAGCACUAUACGCAGAGUUACACGCCAACGAAAGAUUCUGCCAAAUAGCCUUCGGCGAGCACUUCAAAGCCAGGAGAUGGAGCGACGACGAAACCCGCGGAGUGAUCGAGACUCGCGACAUUGCACGCUGUUGGAAACCACGCGGCCUAGGCGAUUUCGCACUGGGGCUACGCGAAUCCAUUUCUCCAGAGGAUGUUCCAUGUCUCUCCGGGAUCUCCGUUCUGAGGACCAGUGAAUUCGAAAUAUUAGCGGGAACGAAAGGAGAGCGUCUGGAUCAGGUCAAAUGGGUUGGAUAUGCCGGUGUUCGCGAUGCAACGACGACUUCUCUCCCACCUCGAGAAGUAGACGAUCCAAGUCUCCCACCGUGGGAUGAGAUGGUUGAAUUACGCUAUGGCCUAGCACCGGACUUUUGGGGCAGAGGAAUUGCAAAGGAAGCCGCAGAAGCGAUCAUGCAGUGGGCUGUGAAUGAGCGAGGCGUGAAGAGAUUCAUUGCUGAGACAGAAAGGGGAAAUGUACAAAGUGCGAGGCUGCUGCAGAAGUUGGGAUUUGUUGAGAGUGGAACCGAGUACUGGAAAGAGCCAAGCGAGGUAGAAUGGGCAAUGGUUAUGAGAUGA